AUGGCCGCUACAGUGAUGAGCACGCCGUCUGCAGCACCACCGUCGUUGCUUACAGUAGACGCGUCAGGAGAUGCAUCCACGAUGUUGGCUGUUGAUCUAUCGGCAUGUGUGGACGUCGAAAUGGAGGAAGAGUUACGGAGGAACCCGGGGUCGAUGCGGCUUUGGUGGUAUUACAUUCAAGCGACGACUAAACGGAUGGAGAUGAAACAGAAUGCCGAUUUGAAGGAUGCCUUUAUGGAGUUCCUAUUCCAGCUGCACGAGAGGGCUUUGAGAGAGCUGCCGAGAUGUUAUAAGAUUUGGCACAAUUAUCUCAAACUGCGGGAAUCAUAUGUGGAGGAUGUAUGCGUGACGGAUCCUGCAUGUGAUGUGGUAGAGGCUUGCUAUGCUCGAGCGGUGUGUGUGUUGGGAAAGAUGCCUCGUAUAUGGGAGGAGUAUAUUGAACACCUCACGAGACGAUUGAAAAUAACUUCAACGCGGCAUGUCAUCUACCAGGCGUUGAGGAGUUUACCUAUCACACAGCACUAUCGAAUUUGGGCACUGGCGAUGAAAAUGAUAAGAGAGCUGAACGUGCCAGUGAGGACUGGUGGAGAGUUGUUUAGAAGUUAUCUCAUGUUGGAACCGGCGCAUGCAGAAACCUACGUGGCGUAUUUGGAGGGCGAGGAGCAAUGGGAUGAGGCCGCUAAGUUGUUGAUGAAAUUGGUUAACGAUCCCGACUUCGUGUCCAUGGAAGGAAAGUCCAACCACCAGCUCUGGCUUGAGCUAUGCGAUAUGGUCACUACCCAUGGCCCUUCUAUCAAGUCUGUGGAGGUCGACGCGGUGGUGCGUUCGGCCAUAGGGAAGUUCUCAGACCAAACAGGCCGCCUUUGGAACAGUCUCGCAGACUAUUACGUUCAAUUGGGCAACUUCGGCAAGGCGCGUGACGUUUAUGAGGAAGCGCUGGAGAGUAUAUCAACAGUGCGAGAUUUCUCGUUGGUCUUCGAAGCCUAUCAGAAGUUCCUCGAGAAUCUCGUCACUGUUUACAGUGAAAUGGAGGAGGAAAAUGAGGAGGGCGAAGAUACGGCAGGCUCGACUGCAGAUCUUCUGGUGGAGGUUCUGGCUAAACUCAUUGACCGUCGAUUGGACCUCCAAUCUCAAGUCAAACUCCGUCAAAAUCCCAAUAAAGUCUCUGAGUGGAUUUCCCGGGCCAAACUUUUCAAAGAUGACCCGCUGACGGUCGUUAAGACUUUUGCUGAAGCUGUGAAGACUGUUGAUCCGUUCCAAGCUGAUGGGAGAUUAAGUCGCCUUUGGAUAGAAUUCGCUAAUUACUACAUCAAUACUGGUAAAGAUAUUGCGAAUGCUCGGGCGGUGUACGAGAAGGCGGUGAAAGUGGAGUUUCGCAAUGCGGAGGAGUUGGCGUCGGUGUGGUGCUCGUGGAUUGAGAUGGAGAUUCAACAGAAGAAUAACAAACAGGCGUUGGAAAUUUCGAGACGUGCGGUUGGCCAGUAUAAAGGGGCGGAAGCUGGUACAGUGCAAGCUCAGCUGUCGAGGAGUGUGCGACUGUGGCAUUUGGCUGCUGACUGUGAAAGAUUUAUUGCCAAGAAUUUGGACACGACGAGAGCUGUUUACGAUAAGAUGAUCGAUUUGAAAGUGGCGACUCCGCAGACUUGUAUCGAUUACGCUCAGUUCGAGGAGGAUAACAAAUACUUUGAGAAAUCUUUCCAAGUUUACGAAAGGGCUGUGAGCCUGUUUCGAUGGCCGCAUGCCAAGGACAUUUGGGUACUUUAUUUAUCCAAGUUCACUAAUCGUUAUAAGGGCUCGAAGUUAGAGCGAUCUCGGGAGCUCUUUGAUCACGCCUUAGCGCACUGUCCGAGCAAAUACUGUCGCAUGAUGUACCAGAUGUAUGCGCAGUUUGAGGAGAGGUAUGGUCUUGCGAAGGAAUCUUUGAAGAUUCUCCAUCGAGGAGUGUCGAAGGUUGAGAAGAGUGAACGCGUCCGCAUGUACAACCUUCUUAUUGCUAAGACGGUAGAUCUACUGGGAGCCCCUGCAACAAGGCCUAUCUAUGAGGAAGCUAUUGCAACUCUCGAUGACGACCGUCAAAUCGUGGGGAUGUGCCUACAGUAUAGUAAUAUCGAGAGAGCUAUGGGUGAGAUCGAUCGAGCUCGAGCUAUUCUCAAGCACUGCAGCCAAUACUGUGACCCUAGUAAGGAGAAAUCAGAGGAGUACAUUGGCAACUUCUGGAAUGAAUGGAGAGAGUUUGAGCUCACAUAUGGCAACGCUGAUACGUACCGAGAAUUGAGACGAAUUUGGAGAAGUGUCAUGGCACAGUACUCGAGGCAACACUUCAAUGCUACUGAUAUCAGCCAUCAAAUUACCGAGCAAAUGGAGAGGGAUAAAAUGGAGGGAGAUGAUGACAAUGACGAAGCGGAUCCGAUGGCAGCAGCGGAGAGACAAGCUGAGCGAAAAAGAGCUCGAGAGGAAGGGGACAGUGGAGAUUCUGUGACGAAAAGACUUCGAAUGCAGGAAGAAAAGUUGGACUUUAUCGAGAGCGCUUCAUUCACUGGAGAGAAAGAAGGGUUCUCUUUCAAGAUGGGUGUUAGAGGCUUGGGAUACUACAGAGACCUUGGUGGGCUGCUCGCACUAGAAGCUGCUCAUACUGGAAGAAACGACGAAGACAUAGAGUUGUCUGAUGAUCUAUAGAGUCAAU
Messenger RNA from Perkinsus marinus ATCC 50983, 2683 nucleotides. RefSeq names its product XPA-binding protein, putative. Gene Ontology annotation, biological process: mRNA splicing, via spliceosome; generation of catalytic spliceosome for first transesterification step. Bases 1 to 2676 code for a protein of 891 amino acids. Gene Ontology annotation, cellular component: U2-type catalytic step 2 spliceosome; post-mRNA release spliceosomal complex; Prp19 complex. The record is from RefSeq and is a predicted model, not a curated record. Gene Ontology annotation, molecular function: protein binding. Lineage: Eukaryota; Perkinsozoa; Perkinsida; Perkinsidae. The transcript is spliced from 24 exons.